This is a messenger RNA of Linum trigynum, 2998 nucleotides long. NCBI's taxonomy places the organism in Eukaryota, Viridiplantae, Streptophyta, Magnoliopsida, Malpighiales, Linaceae. The record is from the annotation of a GenBank genome assembly.
CUCUACUGUCCGCUUUCAUCCAAAACUGAACCAAAUUUGAUUUCUUCUGCGAAUUUGGAGGAAUAAUUGGUGGCUCUCUCUUAUUUGUUCUUCACUCCACCGGCUCAAUCAACCAUCCAACAACUUCCAGCUUUUAAAAAAAAAUAUUUUUGCCUCUUCAGAUCUCUCAAUUAACACCUUCAAUUCAGUUUUUUGAGCGCGGAAGUCAGUCCGUGAGCGGAGCCGGCAAGAUCCGACAAUGGAUAGCUUGCCGACGACGACGAAAUCUGACCGCCGAUGGAGAUCAAAGAAUAUUCAGACCUCCAAGCCUUCUCUAGUAAUGGCCUUCUUCUCUUGCCUCGCUUGGCUCUACGUUGCAGGCAGGUUGUGGCAAGAUGCGGAGAAUAGAACAUUGCUCACUAAUCUUCUUAAGACGAAUUCCGCACAGAGGCCGAAGGUGCUUUCGGUGGAAGAUAAGCUAGCUGUCCUUGGAUGCAAGGACCUGGAGAGGAGGAUUGUGGAGGCUGAGAUGGAAUUGACAUUGGCCAAAAGUCAAGGAUACCUCAAGAACCAGCUGCUACAGUCCGAGUCGGCUUCUGGCAAAAAGCUUCUGGCUGUUAUUGGAGUUUAUACUGGAUUCGGUAGUCGCCUCAACAGAAACGUCUUUCGAGGGUCUUGGAUGCCGAGAGGUGAUGCCUUAAAGAAGCUGGAAGAAAGAGGAAUAGUGAUAAGAUUCGUCAUUGGUCGGAGUGCUAAUCGAGGUGAUAGCUUAGAUCGAAACAUUGAUGGGGAAAAUCGCUCAACAAGGGAUUUCUUAAUUCUUGAAGGUCACGAGGAGGCUCAAGAAGAAUUGCCUAAGAAAGCAAAGUUCUUCUUCAGUACUGCUGUGCAGAACUGGGAUGCAGAUUUUUAUGUCAAAGUUGACGACCAAAUUAACCUUGAUCUCGAGGGGUUAAUAGGACUCCUAGAACGUCGACGCGAUCAAGGCAGUGCUUAUAUUGGAUGCAUGAAGUCAGGAAACGUUGUAACAGAAGAGGGGAGACAGUGGUAUGAGCCAGACUGGUGGAAAUUUGGGGACGAGAAAUCGUACUUCCGGCAUGCAGCUGCUCCACUUAUCAUACUCUCAAAAAAUUUGGCUCAAUACAUUAACAUUAACAGCGCAUCUCUGAAGACCUACGCUCAUGAUGAUACAUCGAUCGGAUCUUGGAUGAUGGGUAUCCAAGCAACGUACAUUGAUGACAAUCUCCUUUGCUGCUCGAGCAUAAAGCAAGACAAGGUCUGUUCCCUGGCUUGAUUAGAGGAACUGGCUUCCUCCUGUCUCGUGAUUCAUUUGCUUCGACAUACUGAAAGAAGCUGUUCUCGGAAUUACUUCUUGACAACAUCUAACCAAUGGAUCCACCUCCAAUCAGGACCGUGGAUUUCAGACAGAUUCUUUUUACAUUCGCCAGCUGCAGAUUCUUCGACGGUAAACAACAUGCUAACUAGAUUUUUUUUUGUAUAAAUCCAAGUGUGACGAUUGAUGCAGUUAUAACGUGGCGGAUUGAACUUACAAUAGAGGGUUGGUUGCUCUUUGAGCAGAAUCCUAAAGAGUAGAGUUGUUCUUUGCGUGUCGAUGAGGCUUCUUUUGGUUUCUAGUUUAUCAGUUUUGACUUCGGUUGUAAAUGUAUCAUUGGACAGCUAUGUAUUGUAAAUGUACAGGGGAAUGACAAUGAGUUGGAACUUAGAACUCCCCUAGUUACGCUUGCCAAUCAUCAUAUGUGACUUGGAACACGCAGGCCCCGGCUUGGGCCUUCUGCUCAGAGCUUAGAAGGCCCUUUAAUCCUAAUCACAUUAAACUCGUCACUCGCAGCCACAAGGCUGCUAACGAGAUGGGCGUUUACUAGGUUGCACAAGAUAUGGUUUUUUCUUCAAUUCAAAGCUCGGGAUGUCCAUUGAGCACCUCGCGGAUAUGUCAUAAUAGGUCGUAAAGCUAACACUUGCCUUCGAGCCUCCUCUUAUUCAGGCUCGCUUCAUAGGUAUGUUAUAAAAACUUUCCCUUACUGUCUUGGUCGUCCAUCAUUAAAGCUGCAAAUGAGUCAACCUGUUCGUAAAUGGCUUGAUGUUCGGUUCCGAAAAGCUAGUUCCACCACUUGGCUCAUUAUACGAGCCGAACUUGAGUUAAGUCUAGUUCGAUUUGCAAGGCUCAUGAGACAGCUACACUAUGUGGGUUUUUUAGCUCAAUUCGUGAGGGUCUCGUUUGAGCUAUGAGCUGGCAAGAAAGUGUGGCUAGCAAGCCGUCUUGACUAGCGACUUUAAAGUGGAUCGACUUAUAACUUAUGAGUUGGUUUGUUGAUAAUUCAUAGUUUGUCAAAAUAUGUACCUAACUACAUAGACUAUAUAAUCUUCAAGAUGUUAAGUACAUUAGCAAAUAGGUUUCAUUUAUAAUUGAAAAGAUAAACUAUGAAUCAUAGAUUGUUGAAAUACUAAAAUCAUUUAUAAUCGAACCAUACUACUUGCUAAAUCGAAGCAAUGUAAAAACCAACCCAAUAACUUGAAUUAUAGAUAAACUAAUCAUUUAUAAUCAAAUGUUAAUUAUUUUGUAGCAAUUGAAACAUUUAUAUAUUAAAUCUUAUAUUAGUCCUUAUCUUAGAGAAUCCCAAACCCAAACAACACAUAUUAAGGCUGAAUGAACCUGGAAGUCGGGAAAAAAUAAAGGGGUAAAAUCACAGUUGUCAACCUACUUGUAUGUCGUGGGUUGGUACAAUUGAAUUUAAUUGGCCCGGAUAUCAAACUAGCGGGAAGAAUAUCAGUAUAAAGCAAUAGUCAAAAUUAGAGGUGGCAAAUGGAUUGGAUUGGUGGAUUGGAUUGGUGGAUCCAUGGAUCAAAUGGAUUGGAUCUAAUGGAUUGGUGGAUUCAUGGAUUGGAUCAAGUGGAUUGGUGGAUUAUCCAUGAAUCCAAAUGACAUCCUCAACCAAGGACCAAUAUGUAAAAUGUAAAAAGUUUAGGUACUAAAAUGUCAUAAUGAAAAUUUUAGGUACCA